Molecule: messenger RNA, 2703 nt
Organism: Botrytis cinerea B05.10
Lineage: Eukaryota; Fungi; Ascomycota; Leotiomycetes; Helotiales; Sclerotiniaceae
Exons: 4
Coding region: 489-2363 (624 amino acids)
Biological process (GO): intracellular manganese ion homeostasis; iron ion transport
Cellular component (GO): membrane
Molecular function (GO): manganese ion transmembrane transporter activity; cadmium ion transmembrane transporter activity
Source: RefSeq, a predicted model, not a curated record
GGAUUUAUUUGACGGUCGACUUUGAUCUUCCUUUUACACUUGGAACUUUGUAUCUACGAGCGAAAGCUUGACUUUGAGUUCGAGUUUACAUUUUACAUUUUAUAUAUUGUAUUAUAUAUUUUACAUCUCGAGAGCGUGUUGUUUUUCUCGGAUGGGAGUGGAUGAAAAUUGAUUGUGCUGUUUUGAUUGGUCGAUUAACUUACUUGAUCGAUUAAUUGAUUGAUCAUAAAUUGGAUUCCAUUUGCGGCUGGCCUUACGACAAACACAACAACAACCCAACUCCUGAAUCGGGACUUGUUACUAUAGUAAGACCAUUACCCACAGAAUCCGAAACUCAAAAUAUACGACAACGUGACGAAUCGACCUAGCGACUUUUUUAACGAACAAGGGAAAAGCGCAUCGCUUCUUUCGUGAUACGACUGUUCUGAGAUUCGUCUCAUCAUUACAGUAGCACCACAUAAGUCAUCCAAAAGUCAAAACGGAUCAUCAUGAAUUGUCCAUCGAGAACAGAUGAGCCGUUGGAAGGCGAUGGAUAUAAUCAGAACCCGAACGCCUUGGCAAACGAUCUUACCACCCGGGAAGAUUUGAACGGUCGAGCAAACGGAAGAGCAUUGAGGAGAAGUUUGGAGGACGAAGGCGUAGAGUCAAUUCAUGAUCUGGUGGAGGAUUCUGGAGAUGGGAAGGCGACGGGGAGUGCGAAGGGUGUUGGAGGGGGGGCUGGGGGGGAUAGGGGCGGUGGGGUUGGAGGGAGAGGCGGUGGAGAUGGGAAGAGUGGUCACGUGGUUGGACCUUCGGUUGAAACUCUCGAUAUCAGAGACCAAUCGAGAAGGGGAAGGGGAGCAGAGUGUGGAAGAAGUUUUCUCCAUGUCUCGAAAGAACAACUCGUGAAGAUGAAGCAAGUCAUGGUCAAAUUUGCAAAAUUCGUGGGUCCGGGCUUCAUGGUUGCCGUGGCAUAUAUUGAUCCGGGAAAUUAUGCGACAGAUGUUGCUGCCGGUGCAACUUAUCGAUUUAAGUUGCUGUUUAUUGUGUUGAUGUCAAAUAUCUUUGCAAUCUUUCUGCAAAGUCUUUGUAUCAAGUUGGGUACUGUUAGUGGAUUGAAUCUGGCGGAGGCCUGUAGAGCUUUCUUGCCAAAAUGGAUGAAUUAUGCCUUAUAUAUUUUGGCUGAGGGUGCAAUUAUCGCUACAGAUAUUGCAGAGGUGAUUGGUACAGCUAUCGCUAUCAAUCUUCUAAUCCCUCAAAUACCCUUGGUUGCUGGUUGUGCUUUGUCGAUCCUGGAUGUUUUGAUUCUUCUUAUAUUUUAUCCUGGAAAUGGUGAAAUGAAGAGAUUGAGAUAUUUCGAAAUAUUUGUGGCGGCAUUGGUGUUGGGUGUUGUUGUUUGCUUUUGCAUUCAAUUAUCACUCAUCAAAGAUACUUCGGUGGGAGAAGUUUUUAAGGGAUAUUUGCCUUCCAAAGCAAUUGUAGAACAAAAGGGACUCUAUCAAGCAUGUGGUAUUCUAGGAGCAACUGUCAUGCCUCACAGUCUUUACUUAGGAAGCGGUAUUGUCCAACCACGACUCCUCGAUUAUGACAAGCAGAAUAAUAUUGUCAAAAAAGAUUUCGACCUAGGUACCAAGGAAACAUACUACCCUUCUCUCCCUGCCAUCAAAUUCUGUCUCAAAUACUCCUACGCCGAGCUAGCAAUUUGUCUCUUCACUUUCGCUCUCUUUGUCAAUUCCGCGAUUCUCAUCGUAGCCGGAUCAGCUCUCUAUAACAAUCCUGCUGCUCCAGAGGCGGAUCUUUUCGGUAUUUAUGAUCUACUCGUGUCGAGUAUCUCGAAAGGUGCUGGAACCAUUUUUGCUCUCGCUCUAUUACUAUCGGGUACCAGUGCUGGCAUUGUUUGUACUAUCGCCGGACAAAUGGUUUCAGAAGGUGCAUUGAACUGGACUAUUAGGCCUUGGUUGCGACGUCUCGUAACGAGAAGUCUGAGUAUCACACCUAGUAUUAUCAUUGCCGGAGCCGUUGGUCGUGAAGGUCUAUCAGCUGCUUUGAACGCUAGUCAAGUAGCUCUUAGUAUUGUUCUUCCAUUUGUUACUGCGCCGCUUAUCUAUUUCACUUGUCGUAAUAAAUAUAUGACAGUGAGAUGUCAGGGGAGACCAAAUGCUUUCGGAAAUGAUGACGAGAAUGCGAGAGGAAAUGGGGAUGCAACGAUGGAAAGUGAAAGUGUGUAUGAGCAUGAAGGUGCGGGUCUGGGGGUUGAUAUGGGCGAGGGAACGAAAAUGAGAAAUCAUUGGAUUACGGCGGCCGUGGCGGGAGUCAUUUGGACGAUUAUGGCUGCAAUGAAUGUGGCUAAUUUGGUUCUGCUUGGGAAGGGUGAUGGUGUGUGAGGUAUUGUUAGGGGUAGGAUUUGUAAAGGGGAGAGGCGGGCAUGGGGAGUGGGGGAGAGAAAAUGGUAGUUUGUAGUUGAGUGUGGUGGAGAAUGGGUUUAUGAGGUUGAGGGGAAGAAAUUGAGGAGGGGCGUGUUGGAUGGAGGGAUGGAGGGAUGGAGGGAUGGAGGGAUGGAUGACGAUGACAAUAAUUAAGAGCAGCACAGUGCUAAGAAUUAUUCCUGCCUACUUGGAGUAAUGGCAUGCAUCAUCACUACAGUAUAUACAAACGCAAAUAGUUAGCUAUUCAUACCUACCAAAUGUGCUUGAAUACGAACAUAAAAUUGUCAUGGAACCUCGA